Messenger RNA from Paramecium sonneborni, 1953 nucleotides. Lineage: Eukaryota; Ciliophora; Oligohymenophorea; Peniculida; Parameciidae. The record is from the annotation of a GenBank genome assembly.
AUGAAUUAAAAAAAAGGAAAAGCAAUUCCUACUUAAACUUUAAGUCUUACAGUUUAAAAUCAAUUACCACAAAUAUAAAGUUAAACUAUCACUUAAUCCAAUAAUCAAACAUAAGGUAUCUAAACAUUUAAAUAACCACCAAAACCAUAGAAAAUGUUUGCUGAAUAUAUGAAACAAUUAUUACAAAAUCCUGAAACUAAGAAAAUCUAUGAUGAAGCAGCUAAUAAAUUAAAUGCUCAUUAAACAGAAGACAUAAAAUAAUAAUCUUAAUAAUCAUCAAAACCUUUUUCAAUUAAACAAUCUUAAACUUCUAACAGUUUCGGUUCUAAUAGUAAUUAAAGUAAGAAACCAUUAAAUUAAUUUUAUGAAUCAUCAAAAAUUAGAACUAUCAAUGAAUCAAUUCCAAGACCAUAAUCAGAGAAAAGGCCAUUAGAAAAUCAAAGUUAUGUAUCUACUCAAAAAUCAGAAGAUGUUUCAAAUGAUAUUGAUAUUAAAAGUGUUAAAUCAGAAACCUUUAGCAUUUCUAAAUCAUCUUAAGAUUUACCUAAUACUAAUUCUAAAUAUGUUUAAAAAAAAAGAUAAGAAAUUAAUUAUGAUUCUGAUAUUUGGGUAAAAAAAGAAGUUCCUCAAUAUAAACUUCAAAAUAAAGAAUAUCAAUUAAUUAUGAAUUAAGUCGAACAAUUAGUUUAAUCAAGAGAAUAAUCAAGACAAAUUUAAUUAAAAGAGAUAGAAGGAUUUAUUUAAAGUAGAUAGACUCCUCGAACUUAAGCUAAAUAAUAAAUUAAUGAAGAAUAAGAAUUAGAAAAUUAAAUUUAAAUGUUAGCUAUAGAAUUAGAUUAAGUUGAAAAAAUUGAAUUAGAAUAAAAAACUAAAAUUGAUAUUUAAAAGUUUUAAUAAUUAUUAGAAUAACCUUUAGAAAAUGAUUCAUAAUUCUCAUAAAUGUCACUUAAGUAGAGAUCUAUGUUUAUUACUGAAUUACUUAGAAAUAGAGAAUAAUUUAAAGCUAAAAUUACAGGUUAAAAAUAAGAUUUAGAUUCUCCACUUAAAUUUUAGAAAUUUGACGCUUAAGAAUAAUAUAUUGAAUAAGUUGAAAAAAAAAUUGAAAAGUAAUAAGAAAAUUUAGAAAACAUUACAUAAUUCAAAUUACCUAAUGAAUAUUAAUUAAGGUUGGAAUCAUUAUUAUAAGAUAUUGAUAAUCUUAAAUAAAAUUCAUCUAAAAAUUAUUCAAAUCCAUUUUAAAUUCCUAAAGAAAAACUAACUGAUAUUCAUAAAAAAAUUAAAAAACUUAAUCCUAAAUUUGUAGAAGAUGCAGAUCUAGAAUUUGAUAAAAAUUGUAUGUUACCAAAAGAUCCCAUUUUAAGAAAGGAAGCUAUUGAAAGAAUUUUAGAAACUAAAACAUAAGAAGUCAAUUCAGAAAUAUUUAAAUUAGUAUCUAAAAGUAAUAGUUUAGAAGAAAAACCUAAGAUUUAAUAGUUUAUUGAAUAAAUUAAAAAAAAAACAUCAUAUACUCCAAGUCAAUUCUUGAAAUUAAAAAUGUAAUAAUUUGAUGAUCUAUCUAAAAAUAGUGAAAAUAGUGCAAAAGAAUUAUCUAAUAUUUAAUGCAGCACUAUUUUAAAUGAAUUCUCAGAUUAUAAAAAAUAGUUAGACAUAGCUAUCAAAUAAAAUUAUGAAAUAUUACAUUCUAGUUAAGAACAAGAUAUUUCUAAUGAAUUAGAUUUCUUACAUGAAUAAUAAUAGAAAGUUUAAAAUUUAUAAAAUGAAUACUAAAAAGUCUAAGAAUUUAUAGAUAAGUUUACUAUUGAUUAUUCAUUACCGGUUAUUAAUGAAGAUGAUGAACUUAAUCAAAAUUUUGAAAUUUAAUAAUAAACUUAGCCUCUACAAUCAAUUGAAGAAUUAGAUCAAGAAAUUACAAGAAAAGUAAGAGAAUAACACCCAGAAUUGUUUGAAGAAUGA